Zootermopsis nevadensis is the source of this 2717-nucleotide messenger RNA. RefSeq names its product Arf GTPase activating protein drongo (gene drongo). Gene Ontology annotation, molecular function: GTPase activator activity. The record is from RefSeq and is a predicted model, not a curated record. Lineage: Eukaryota; Metazoa; Arthropoda; Insecta; Blattodea; Termopsidae. Gene Ontology annotation, cellular component: cytoplasm; membrane.
GCAUUAAGUUUGUUAUCUUCAUGUUGCAAUCUGUGGACCAAAGUAACAUGGCUUCCUCAAGAAAGAAGCUGGAUGAAAAGCACCUUAGGAUUCUACGUGAAUUGGUAUCGUUACCUUCAAAUAAACAAUGCUUUGACUGUCACCAGCGGGGCCCAACAUAUAUUAAUAUGACUAUAGGUUCUUUCGUCUGUACUUCAUGUUCCGGUAUGCUGCGUGGUUUAACACCUCCACACAGAGUGAAGUCUAUAUCCAUGGCUAGUUUCAGUCCAGAAGAAGUUGAAUUAAUAAAAUCUCGAGGAAAUGAUUAUUGCAGACAAAUUUGGUUGGGGUUGUAUGAUGCCAAUGAUGCACAUGACACUAAAGAUGAGCAACAGAUAAAAGACUUCAUGAUAGCAAAGUAUGAAAAGAAGAGGUACUAUAUGGAGCCAUCAGUCGUUAAGAACGAUGGUUCUGCUGGGUUUUCACCAUCAGGAACUCAAACCAACUCCCAUACUGGCACACCUACACAUGUUGCUUCUGUUACUACUAGUACUGCUGUUACUACUCCAACUUCAGAUAUUAAGCCCUUGUCCAGUCUGCUUGGCUCACAAGUAAAGCCUCUCAACCUGAAUGUGCAGACUUCAGUCACAAAUUCAAGUGAAAACAUGUUUACACCUGACCGGCUCUCAAAUGAAUUCCUGGCAGAUUUUGGAUCACCAGAUCCUUUUAAUUCUUCUACUCAAUCAACAUCUCUAGCCUCACAACCUUCAUUUGCCAACUUUGAAAACAACCCCAUCUUUAAUUCAUCUAACAAUCAUAUGUUUGGCAUUGUGAUGAACAGUGAUAAUGUUCCGCCCAGAUAUAACAGCAAUCGAUGGAGUAUGCCAACAUCAGCAAUGCUUUCAACUAUGAGCAACUCAUUUUCAAGUCCAGCAAGGACAAUGAGUGGUUUGCAGCAGUCAUCACCAUUUUUGAGCACUCACCCUCCAGCCGAAGACCGUUAUGCAGCACUCAAGGAUUUGGACAGUUUGAUGAAGACACAACAGGCUUCUUCAGAACCACAAUUCAGUGAUUGGUCCACAGCUACUUCAACUGCUGCCACGUGGUCUGUUAAUGGUCCAACUACAUCCCAGGCUGGUUUUCUUAAUGUUCAUGCUGGAGGAUUUUCAGAUACUGCAAUUGGCAGUACAGUCAACCCAUUUACAGGCACAAUUGCUAACUCUUGGGUUUCUUCUGGGUCCAAUGGUAUACCUAAUAGUUCAAAUCCACCAUCUGGAUUUGGUGCAAAUCCAUUCAGGACAAGACCAGGUCAGCCUGGUUUUGGAAUGAAUUCUGAUGCAGGUGCUUUUGGAUGGGGCAAUGUGGGAGUCAGUGGAAUGCCCAAUGGACAGGUUCUGAAUGGAGGCCUUCCACCAUUUCACCCAACUGCAGCAGCUUUCCCAACUAGUCACUCCAUGAACUUCUCAACCAAGACAUGGCAUAAUAAUGCAGUAGGGAAUCCAUUUGUGCUUGGUGCUAGUCCUGCUUCAACUGGGCAUUCCAGUAAUCCUUUUUUAUGAAAGUGAAGUUUUAUCUGGUGAGUGCAUUGAGCAAUAUGCUGGUGAAUAUUCAAGUCUGAGGGAUCAUAUUAUUUUAACAUAUGCCCAGAAUAACACGCUUUCUUAAGUAAUUUGUAAUUUGUAAUUUAAUAUAUAAAUAUAAGUAUAUAUAUAGACUUCCAAUCCACUUGAAAGUUGAAGGCAUAUAAUGUAUUUUAUAAACAGAUUAAAUCUCAUGAUGAAAAAGAUGAAAUCUCAGUCAAAUACAAGCCGAAGCUGGAACAAAUUUAAUGUAGUAAAUACAUAUAUAUAUUAGUUUCAUGGCAAAGUUUUUUUUGAUAUUUAGCAUUCUUGUACAAACACUAUAUAUCAACUUAGUUGAUAGUAAAUGGUGGGGAAACCAUAACUAUUUAUUUCUAACAUUUCAGUUUACAUCAUAUGUAUGUAUGUUUAUAUAUAUAUAUAUAUAUUUGUAAAACUAAAUUUUCAUGUGGCAUGUGCAAACUUAGUUUUUAUGUAGAUACUGUGAAACGUUGCCGUUGUUUUCCACUUGUAGAUGGAAAUGCUGAUGAAUGUGUUUGCCGUGAUAACUGAAGGAUGAUGGUACAUAGGAACUGUAUGCUAAUGUUACAGAUCAAACUACUUUAGAUUCAUGCUAUAGAGCCAAAUGUAAAGUGUGAGGAAAGUAACAUAAAAGUCUAGUUCACAAUGAUCUUUUGUGCAGAACAGAAUUAUUUUAAUUUUAGCUAAUUUAAUCCUACCUUAACUAGACUAAUCAGACUAAGAUUUUUAUAAUUGUUCUCAUUUAUUUUAGGUUAAUGUCAGUGUAGUACCUUAAAACAGUUUGCAAACAUUUAUUCUCUGUAGCUCCCAAUUUCAUAAUUUAUAAUCAGCUUUGUAUCCCGUUUGAUGCUGAAUGCCUUCUGCAACAAAUCCAAGUAACUUAUAACUGUCACUUGUUAUAUUAAUUAUAAAUUAAUAUUUCUUUUACCCUCUGAAGCCAAAGCUGCACAUAUAAUAUUUAAUAAUUUAGUCCAUACCACAAAGCAAACACAACACUUCACCAUUACAAAGAUCAACUGGUUAAUACUGUUUAAGGAAAUAAUCACUUUUUACACUGAGAAUCUUACAAAACACAAUAAAAAUGGAGACUCACUAAUUGUUAAAACAGAUAAAAGACAGUUACCAUUAGGCUUUAAA